CUUGCACCAGAUGAUGCCUGGAAGUGCCCCCACUGUAAGCAGCUGCAACAGGGUAUGGUGAAGAUGAGCCUGUGGACUCUGCCAGACAUACUGAUCCUCCAUCUCAAGCGCUUCCGUCAGGUUGGAGAGCGAAGGAACAAGCUGUCAACACUCGUGCGUUUCCCUCUAACUGGUCUGGACAUGGCACCGCAUGUAGUGAAGCGAAGCCAGAGCAUGAAGAACCUCAAUAUGGGGCCAUCACCACCUUCCUGGAAACAGCACUCAGGCCAGCCACACCAAGCUGCUGACAUGAUGCUUCCUCAUGAAUUCCUGUAUGAUCUUUAUGCUGUGUGUAACCAUCACGGAGGAAUGCACGGAGGACAUUAUACUGCUUACUGUAGGAAUUCAGUGGAUGGUCAGUGGUAUAGCUACGACGACAGCAGCGUAGACCUGGUGCAAGACGAGGAAGUGUGCACAAGGGGCGCUUACAUCCUUUUCUACCAGAGACGAAACACCAUUCCCCCAUGGUCAGCCAGCAGCUCCAUCAGAGGCUCCACAAGUUCAUCAGUGUCAGACCACUGGCUAAUCAGGCUGACGGGGGACAGUAAGAGAGGCAGUCUGGUGUCUCAUACAUCCACCACCUGUCCAUCUUCCUUACCUGACUCUCCAGAGUCUCCAGUCUUCCUGGACAAUGGCUUCAAAGAUGAAAGAGGUGGAUUUGAGAAGAGGCCAUUUGUCAGAGGUCUUCAGGGGCGCAGCAUGAGCCUGAGAGCCCCCAGCAAAAACAAGGAUACCUUAAGCAGAGUGCUUCCAAUGCGCUGGUCCUUUGGUUCCAAGGACAGACGAAAACCUGACCCAGUCCCUCCCCCUGAACCUGAUCCUGCCCCUGUAGAACUAGUACAGUACUUGGAAUCUGGUCGGCGUCCCCGGUGCACAAAGGAUCCAAUAGCGACAUUAAUGAAUGAACCACACAGCACAAAGGAAGCUGCAAAGAGCCGUGCUGCAGCCAAUGUUCGUUCGUCUAGCGUUGGAAGUAUAAGUUGUGUGGGUAAGACGGGGGAGGAGCCGCCAUUUCUAAAGGUCCCAGAGGGCCAGAAGUGGCCAUCAGAUAAAGCAGCUAGUCUGAGACGUAGCAAGGGGAGCCAGGCUAAGGAUGAGAGCACUGUGAAUAUCAGGAGCAGCUCCAGCACUAACACUCUAACCAGGAGGAAGGAUGGAAGAAAACAGAGCUCCUCCAAAUCUUCACAGGAUACUGAGACAAAACGGAGAUCCAGUACUGGAGUUCAGCCCAGCUACAGCACACCCAGUCUCCAAGAUGGAACUCUGAGAAGACAAAAGGGAGACAGGGCUGAUAGGGAACGCCACAGCACACAAGAAGAAAACUCUAAGAACAAGAAAGCAGACAUGCCUAAGAGCCAUGACGGAAUACUGUCCUUCUUUAAAGGUAGCUUCCUGAAGAAGGAUAAAGAUUCAAGGAAACCCACUGAGGAUGAGUCAGGGAGAGCAGUAGUUGAAGAAGAAAGCAGAAGGACCUUGUCGAGGCCAUCACUGUCCAAUGGAGCAGCUGGAGGCCGAACCGGAGAAGAAAGAGGCAAGUCCAAAAGCUCAGGCCAUGUGGUUAAUGAGCAGGUAAACGGUAAGGUGGGACGCAAAGCAACUGAAAUCAAACGCUCCCAGAGCUCCACCAACAUCCCAACAAAAGCAGAGCAGAGCGUGCGUAGGACAGCAUCUUUGCACCGUAAUGGGAUGUCAACAACGCCAGCAUCAUCACGCAGUCUGACAAGCGACAAACCAUCUCACGGCACCUUGCAGAGGACUCGUUACAGCACAACCUCACUGGGGCGCAAAAAGACAGUCCCUGAGUCCAGCUUCUAACACAGAGACACAUAAAGCCUUUUUCCUGAAAGAAAGUGAAGGACAUUAAAUCUCCAAGAUCAAAGCAAUAGUGCUCCGUUCACAGUAAUACACCUUUUUUGUUCCUGGAAAAUUAAUCAAGUCAAGUAGUUUGCUCCAUGUAAGACAGAAUAAAUGAAAGGUCCUCUAAUGCUCAAGAGGGCAUUAAUGAACAAAAUUAGGUGAUAUGAGGGGGGCCUUCUCCAUUCUAUUUUUUACGACCCAAAUAAGUGCCUGAUCAGCCGAUAUGCAGUUUAGACCAAUUGGUUUGUGUCAGUUUAGAACUGAAAGCACGCAGCAGCACACCUACAAACAUACUGUACGCAUAUGUGUCUUAUUAAUGUAGUGUGAGCAUUGGAAGUCGCCACUCUGUUUUGAACUCUUACGGUUGCUGCUUAAAAUUAAGACACACUGAUUGUGUUCAUUUAUGAGAAUGUAUUGUGUCUACUUGAUAAACGGUGGUGCUUUGAGACCUAAAUCUCUGAAUAAUGUCAACUGUUUAUUUUUAAUAUUUUUUUUAAAGCACAGUAUGUUUUAUUUUUUAAAGGAUAGAUUUUUUUUCUUUUUCCUAAAUGACCCAGUCUGCAGCAGCAGUUGAUUCAGUGAUUUACAGCUGACUAAGCAAACAUUUUAAACACACUAUUGUCUACUGUGAAAUGUUAAAUUAAUAUACUAUCCCUUAGUGUAUUAGUAAUAACAGUUGAAUAUUAAACUGUUUGUUUUCUUCUAUUGCUACUUUCAUGUACCCACCUCGUCGUGUUCCUUAAGGUAAAUAAUUGUUUCCCAUGCUUUCCUAACACCGAUGACUGUCAACAGUUUAAUGUCACCAUUCAUGGAGGGGAGGACCACAAAAAGCAAAGCAAAAGAGAGUGAUUUCUGCUUCUUACUAAAAAAAACCAAAACAAUAUGGACACACAAAAUCUUGUCUUAUUGAAGCUGUGAUUGAGAGAAAAAUUCUGCCUCUCUGGGAAUCAUUUUUGAUGAAUGUACCUCCAAAAUUGAAGGUCUGCAAAAUUACUGGUUACUCUUUGAUAGCGACUGUUUUUUACCAGAACAUGACAUUUACUUAUGAAAUAGUGACUAUUUGGCCAGUAGGAAAAUGGACAGAAAAUACAAGGCAUGGAAGGUUAGGGAGCAGUGUUUGUUAUUCCAAGUAAAGAAAAUCUAUUCUAUAAAUCUAUAGAAGAGAAAUAGAGUAUGCAUUAUAAUAUGCAUUUUCCUUUAUUUAUAGAUUUAAUGUCUAUUUACUGUUGAAGAAAUU
Messenger RNA from Pelmatolapia mariae (spotted tilapia), 3133 nucleotides. RefSeq names its product ubiquitin carboxyl-terminal hydrolase 43-like. Gene Ontology annotation, biological process: protein deubiquitination. Gene Ontology annotation, molecular function: cysteine-type deubiquitinase activity. The annotation marks the transcript as partial. The record is from RefSeq and is a predicted model, not a curated record. Lineage: Eukaryota; Metazoa; Chordata; Actinopteri; Cichliformes; Cichlidae. The transcript is spliced from 5 exons.